Molecule: messenger RNA, 654 nt
Organism: Coffea eugenioides
Lineage: Eukaryota; Viridiplantae; Streptophyta; Magnoliopsida; Gentianales; Rubiaceae
Exons: 1
Coding region: 1-654 (217 amino acids)
Source: RefSeq, a predicted model, not a curated record
AUGGGGAAUUGCUUGUUUGGAGGAGGUAUAGGUAUAGGUGUAGGAGAGGUGAAUGAAGUGCUAAUCAAAGUGGUAACUGGGAAUGGUGGCAUCAUGGAGUUUUGUGCUCCCAUCACAGUGGAAUUCAUCACCGAUGAGUUCCCGGGACACGGCAUUUUCAGAAGCCAUGAUCUCUUCUGGAAGCCGUUGGCUCACCACGAAGUCUUGCAAGCAGGUGAGUACUACCUCCUGCCGCUGGAUGACAAGGACAACGACAAGAAGAAAGGUAGCGUGUACAACAGUAUAAUUGGGCAGGUUGCUCAGAUAGGGCACAUAAGGUCAAACAGCGUUCCCCAAUCGAUGCCUGCAGUGCCGUAUAGGAUGUCGUUUGAUAGCCAAGGAUUUCUGAAGAGGUCACAUACCGAAGUAUUUCCACGAACCAAUAAUGAUCAGCUUGGUGGUUUUUGGAAAGUUAAGCUGGUCAUUAGCCCCCAACACUUGUUGGAGAUUUUGGCACAAGAGGCUCGUACCCAAGAGUUGAUCGAGAGUGUCAGAACUGUGGCUAAAUGCAGGAAUGGCUUCUCUACCUCUUCCAUUGGUUUUUCGGAUCAGUGGAGUCUUUCCAGCAGCAGAAAUGCCUCCUCAAAGAAAGAUGCCUUAUUUUUAGCAUUCUAA